GUCUGAAGCUUCUAUCAGCAAAAGUAUACCAUCGAGCACGGUCAGGGCUGGUGCAGCCUCGAAGCCCUCAAGGCCCGACAACCACAGCAGAAGGAUAAGGAUCGAGCGGCGUUGUGUUCCCAAAUCCAUUCUCCCGCACGCUUCCCAAUCGCUCCAACCAAACUCUCUCUCCUUAUAUCAUCAGUCUCGCGUCACCAUCGCCUUCUUGCCUCGCUUCCUCUCCCUCUAUCUUGGUUCGUUCGAGAUUGGGCCUCAAAGAAUGGAGCGCAGCGCCGAGGCUUUCCGACGCAUUGCGAGGAUCUCUUCUCACCUCCAGCCUUCUGGUUCCCGGAUGGAAGACAUCUCCUUGCUGGGGCGUGAGGAUUGCCGUUCUAAGGGAGGGGCAUCUGGAUUUAAGGUGGCUUUAUUGGGUGCUUCCGGUGGGAUAGGUCAGCCUCUUGCAUUGCUGAUGAAGAUGAAUCCUCUGGUGUCGGUCCUGCAUCUCUAUGAUGUUGUCAACACACCUGGUGUCACUGCAGACAUCAGUCAUAUGGACACCGGCGCUGUGGUACGUGGCUUUUUGGGUCAACCCCAACUGGAAAGCGCACUUACAGGAAUGGACCUUGUCAUCAUUCCGGCUGGUGUCCCCAGAAAACCAGGAAUGACGAGGGAUGAUUUGUUUAACAUCAAUGCAGGAAUUGUUCGGACACUUUGUGAAGGAAUUUCUAAAUGCUGCCCUAAUGCAAUUGUGAAUUUGAUCAGCAAUCCGGUAAAUUCUACUGUUCCUAUUGCAGCAGAGGUUUUUAAGCAAGCUGGAACCUAUGAUCCCAAGCGUCUUUUGGGUGUGACAACUCUUGAUGUAGUGAGAGCCAAUACAUUUGUGGCAGAAGUACUGGGAAUCGACCCCAGGGAGGUUAAUGUUCCUGUGGUUGGUGGCCAUGCAGGAGUUACAAUAUUACCUCUCCUGUCCCAGGUUAAUCCUUCAUGUUCAUUCACCACAGAAGAAAUUAGCUAUCUGACUGAUCGCAUUCAGAAUGGGGGAACAGAAGUAGUUGAGGCAAAAGCUGGAGCAGGCUCUGCAACCUUGUCAAUGGCAUAUGCUGCUGCUAAAUUUGCUGAUGCUUGCUUGCGUGGAAUGCGAGGUGAUGCUGGUAUUGUGGAAUGCUCAUUUGUUGCUUCUCAGGUAACAGAGUUACCCUUCUUUGCAACGAAAGUGAGGUUAGGUCGUAGUGGAGUUGAGGAGAUCAUCCCUCUUGGGCCAUUAAACGAGUUCGAAAGGGCUGGCUUGGAGAAGGCAAAGAAAGAGUUGGCCGGGAGCAUCCAAAAGGGUGUCUCUUUCAUUAGGAAGUGAUAAAAUGCUUGAAAUAGAUCCUAACAGUCAAUUGUACCAAGAAAAAUCCUGUAAGUUAUAUAUACCUGCAUGUCCGCAGUGGAGAAAUAACUUUUCUUCUAGUGUCAUAAUGCUGCUGCUACAUCUCUGAGGAAUUAUAGUGCAAAUAAUUACUUAUAAGACCACAUGGAAUUCAAAAUAGAUUACAUUUGGCAGAGAGAAAUACGUUUGCUA
Molecule: messenger RNA, 1543 nt
Organism: Elaeis guineensis (African oil palm)
Lineage: Eukaryota; Viridiplantae; Streptophyta; Magnoliopsida; Arecales; Arecaceae
Product: malate dehydrogenase, glyoxysomal
Biological process (GO): malate metabolic process; tricarboxylic acid cycle
Cellular component (GO): chloroplast; cytoplasm
Molecular function (GO): L-malate dehydrogenase (NAD+) activity
Source: RefSeq, a predicted model, not a curated record